This is a messenger RNA of Carcharodon carcharias (great white shark), 969 nucleotides long. RefSeq names its product regulating synaptic membrane exocytosis protein 1-like. NCBI's taxonomy places the organism in Eukaryota, Metazoa, Chordata, Chondrichthyes, Lamniformes, Lamnidae. Gene Ontology annotation, biological process: positive regulation of synaptic transmission; regulation of membrane potential; calcium ion-regulated exocytosis of neurotransmitter. Bases 34 to 969 code for a protein of 311 amino acids. Gene Ontology annotation, cellular component: presynaptic membrane; cytoskeleton of presynaptic active zone. The record is from RefSeq and is a predicted model, not a curated record. Gene Ontology annotation, molecular function: small GTPase binding; transmembrane transporter binding. The transcript has 7 exons.
GCAUCUGGUGACUUGAGUGCAUUUACCUCUAAAAUGCAAAGCAGACAAAUGGGGACGUCAGGGCGAAAUAUUAUGAAGAGCACAAGUGUAAGUGAGGAGAUGUAUAGCCUGGAAAAUAACGAUGGCAGUCAGUCGGAUACUGCUGUGGGAACAAUAGGAUCAGGAGGCAAAAAGCGAAGGUCAAGCCUGGGUGCCAAAAUGGUAGCUAUUGUUGGAUUGACAAGAAGGAGUAGAAGCACAUCUCAGCUCAGCCAGACUGAAGCUGGAGGAAGGAAAUCCAGAAAUGCCAUCCAAAGAAGCACAGAGACUGGCCUGGCAGUGGAAAUGCGCCGCAUGACUCGACAGGCCAGCCGGGAGUCCACGGACGGGAGUAUGAACAGCUACAGUUCUGAGGGAAAUUUAUUCCCUGGGAUGAGACUGGGAGCUGACAGUCAGUUCAGCGACUUCCUCGAUGGGCUGGGACCUGCACAACUUGUUGGGAGACAGACAUUAGCAACUCCUGCCAUGGGUGACAUUCAGAUCGGGAUGAUAGAUCGGAAAGGGCAGCUGGAAGUUGAAGUAAUUCGAGCCCGAGGCCUCAAUCAAAAAACAGGCUCUAAAUCACUCCCAGCUCCUUACGUCAAAGUGUAUUUGUUGGAAAAUGGUGUGUGCAUAGCCAAAAAGAAGACAAAAAUUGCACGGAAAACACUUGAUCCACUCUAUCAACAGUCAUUACUGUUUGAAGAAAGCCCACAGGGUAAAGUUUUACAGGUGAUAGUCUGGGGAGAUUAUGGCCGAAUGGACCACAAAUGUUUUAUGGGAGUGGCACAGAUCCUGUUGGAAGAGCUUGAUCUAUCCAGCAUGGUGAUUGGCUGGUACAAACUGUUUCCAACGUCUUCAUUGGUGGACCCCACCUUGACUCCACUUACUCGCAGAGCUUCCCAAACAUCUCUUGAGAGUUCGACUGGACCUCCCUGUGUUCGGUCAUAG